CCUCAUCCUCAUCAAUCCUCAUCUCAUCCUCGAACUUCAACCAUCGCAAAUCGCCAAUCGUCCCAUCUGAAGUUUGAGUUUUACCUUUUACUUUAUUUUUUUCUUUGGUCCAACCCCACCCCGCUUCAUCCCCCCAUCCUUUCAAGCGUCAGCAGCGGGUUGGCGAGAAUAGUCGCGGAAUAGUUCGAACUUCUUGAAAACAAAGCCGAUCGAAAAACCAAACCCCAACUAUUUACACUACCAAACCCUAGCCUACUUAAAUAUCUCGUAUUGGAUAUCAUUCAUUAUUAUCAUCGUCCGGGAUUUGGAAUCGCCUGUCUAAAUAUCUCCUCCCACCACGUUGCUAUUGAAUUCCUCUCCGUUGCUCUCAAAACCUGUUUUGUUUACUCCGCACCAACCCUAGCGUAAAUAGAUCGCAGGCAUCAGAUCAGGCCCCUCCCUUCCCCCCAUCUUUUAGUUCGCAAUAUCGCAACGGCAUAAAGGGACGGAAGCAUUCGUCACACCUCCUCAUACACCUCCCGAACGGUGACAUACAACCUGUCGAUUCUAUCUUACCAAUCUCGCAGAUUUCGAAUAAGAGGUUCAGUUGUGUACUCCCGUCCUGGCCAGAGGGCGUAAUUUGUUCGGGGAUAAAAAGAGUUGAGAACGGCCAGCGGGAGGGUGGCAAGAAGAGCCCAGCGCAAGCCAGGCUCAAAUCACCCGUUUCUGAAACAAAAACCACAUCCCUCUCAACGCUCCGUAUCACAACUUCGACGCCAUGUCAACCAACCGCCCAUUCCUAGCCAAUUUCCUGGCAGCUUUCCGCGCCCAAUCCGCCUACAAGGCAUCGUCAAAACCGCCUUCGACGGGCUCUACGACAAACCCCCUCUCACAAUCCCACGUUACAGCCUCAACCUCAGCUACCCAAUCCCCGUCCACAUCCCCCAACACACGAACUGUAACUACAAAAGCGGUGUCCUCAUCCUCAACGGCCGCAGGCGGAUCCACAACAACAAACAACAAUAUCUCCUCAAGUCCGCCACCCCAAUCCACAACCGCUGCCGUUCAAGCCGCCGCCGCCGCCUCCGCCUCUGCAGGCCAACUGCAUCCCCACCACUCCCACCGCCACCACCACCACCAUCAUCAUCAUCACCAUCCACAGCAGCAGCAGCAACAACAUCACAGCAGCACAAACCCACAUGCACAAUCUCACUCCACGAGCCCAGCACCCGCCGCGCCAUUACCAAUACCCAUACCCUCCUCCCACAACAGGCACCGUCGGGGAAGUGACAGCAGCAGUGGGAGCGGCGGGUUCCGCGAUGCCAUGGGUCCCGAGAAGUGGUAUGUAGGUGGCCGGACUGCUGCGGGUGAAGAGCGGUUCUAUUCGCUGGGUUUGGUAACUAAAGGGGGACGACAUCUAGGGAGGGUUGGGAGUGCUGACCAGCUCAGCCUUUAACAAGGGAGCAUGGUCUGUCUGUCUCUGAGUAUAAGGGAGACGAGGGGGGGAGUGUUGAAAAUAUAUAUUUCCCUAUUUACUGGUCAAAAUGGUCCUUUUUUCCACCACCCGCUCGCCCCAGUUGGCCGCUAUUUGGGUUUUUUUUUUUUUUUUUUUUUUUUUUUUUUUUUUUUUUUUUUUUUUCGGUUGCCGGUGUGGUGGAGGUUUUCCCACGACGACAAUAUGUAUAGAGUCUCAGAUUCAGAUUCCACAGACGACCCCAUUGGUCCUUGAUUUUGUUUUUUGUUUUUUUAACAUCUGGCGGAGCGAGAGGAGAGAGGGAAAACAACAUGACUGCUAUGAAUAUUCAUGAUCAACGCAGGCAAAAUAUCAUUUGGUGCACAAAAACGAAGAGCACGAAAGAACUACGAAAAAGCUACGACAACUACUCGUCCGAAUCCCGUAAUGGAUCCAUAUGGGAUGACAGGUCGGUCGAUGGCCAUCUAUAUGUUAAGGCGAAUAUAGGAGGCUCCGGAGAGGAGAAGAGGCAACACAUUUCCUGCUUCCCCUUGAAGAAAGGCGCAAUAUUGUUUUUUCAUGCCAUCUGGAGUUUUCUUUGCAGAAACUGCAAAAUAAAAAAUAAAGAAAGAAAGAAAAGGAACAUGGAACAGAUUAUAAAAGCGAGCUCACUCAGUCAGGCAGUGCAAGUCAGUCCGCUUUCGUCUCACAUGCACAUCAAGGCCUUUUCUUUUAUUCUUUCUUUCUUUCUUUCUUUUUUUUCGGUUUGUUUUCCCCCAAAAAUAAAAAGAAUAAUAAUAUUUAAAAUAAAUAUCCCCUUCCUCCCGUUUUCCAUUUCCUCUCUCUCUCUCUCUCUCUCUCUCUCCCGCUCUCCCGCCUUUUUCGCACCAUCUAUCUUCUUUUAUUGGCUUUUUCAUUUCGUGUUGAGCGCGGACAAUCAUUUCAUGUAAUAAACCAUCCCAUGCUCCAUGUUCUCCAUUUUCUCCCUCUCACCUUGUACAUGUCCUCCCUCCUCGCGGUGUCAUUGUCAACCAACAGGAAGGGAAACGCAAGGGGAGGAGGGAGAGUGGGAAUGAGAGGGGUGGGGAAAUGAGGAGGGGGUGAAAUAAAUGAAUAAAAGUGCAGGAGAUGAGAGAAUGCUUUCAGGGUUGUUUUGGUUUUUUGUGGGAAGUAUGGGAUGGAUAUAUGGGAUGGAUAUAAAAAAUUUUACCGUGGCGUGGCUGUCUGUCUUCUCUCUGCAUUUUGCAUUUUGCACAUGUACAUGUACAUGUACUAUUAUAGUAUAGUCUAUAUGUAUACAACUGUUGUAUGGGCGUGGGCGCGAAGGGGAAUGAAUAUAAAAUACUCCGCUCCUCUUUGUUUAUUAUGGUUUUUUAUCGACAAUUUUCUGUUUUUAUCUUGGGGCAGAUAAGUGGGAAUAGGUAGGAGAAUGCUUUUGUGUUCGCUCUAUACUACAUAGGUGCUACAAUCUACUCCCCCUUUCCUGGUCCGGAUCAACACACACACACACACACAAUCGCGCAACAGGUCCAUACAUAUGAAUCUAAUCAAAAAGAAACGGGCGAAACAAGUACCAGAGCCCCCCCUCCGCUCCUUUCUAUAUAGUUUCGCAAAUACGGAGCAGACCUCAAGCUCGAAAAAGAAAUACAUAGAGAGAUGGUUUAGAAGGGCUAGAUUUUUUUUAAAAAAAGAAAGAAAGAAAGAAAAUCCAGAUCAGUCCUCGGUUCGCAAAAUAUGAGCCAACCCCAUAUAUCUGAAUAUACAACGUAGCGAAAUGGUGGGAAACCAAAGGGGGAGAUUAACUCACGUUAUCUUCCGGAGGGAUGCUUCGUUCCCAGUAUCCGCCAAUGACGGGGAUGUUCAUCAGGAUAUCCUUUCGGACGCGGGGGACCUCUCCGAAGAAGAAGACGGCGAAGAUUCCAGCGGUAGCGCCGAAGGCUGUGGCAAUUGUGCCGCUGUUUAGUAGGGGAAACAAAAAGUGACGAUGAGUUAGUGAUAUGACAGUCAUAUUCGAUUGGAAUUGGGGCGUACGGAUCGGUGGGCUUGAGUGGGAUGAGGGUCACAUGUUCCCAGAUAAACGCAUAUGGUAGAGAUCGGGAUCGGGAAGGAAAAGAGAUACUUACUAUCGAACAGAGGUUUUCAGAGGAAAGCCGGCAUAGUGAGGUUGUUUCUUGUAUCUGAAUACAAAAUUCAUGGUUAGCGCCGUGCUCCCAGGAAAAGCAACUAUAUCAGUCGGUACGGCAAGGUUAACAAUCCGUCCAUUGUGAAUGAAUAUCGAUCGACCGGUAUAAUAUGUCUCCCUCAUCCAUAACUGGUUCAUCAGAGCCUGGUUAUAGGUAGCCGGUAUGAAUAUCUAUUCCUUUCUCCUCUUCUGCUAGAGCUGUUGGUUGAAAAUGGCAUGAAUAUAAAGCCUUCUUCAUCGCCGGAUAAUGCGACAUUUUGCCCAGCCCCUGCGCAAACAACUCUAGAUCCUCCGAUACGUUCUAAGCCACCGUUCGGCAUAUUUGACACCCCCCACUCCGCGAGGGGGAAAAAUAUAAAAAUCCCAGCAUCGCGCCCACGCGCGCCAAAAACAAGCCAAAAAAGAGCGAGUGAAACAAGCCCGAAAACGCAAACAAUGAUUGUAAUCCUCACCUAAGCGCAAAGGGACUCCGGUGGUUCGUAGUCGACGCAGGGGCAGCGGCCGAGCGAGCGGCGGAAGGCGAAACCUAUGUACCAGGAAAAAAGAAAAAAAAAAAAAACCAGUCGCUGUUAGCAAAAAAAAAUGCUCCUCGAUAAUAUCUCCAUUGCCAUUUCCAUUUCCCCCCCUCUCCACGUAUAUAUAUAGGUCUAGGGAAACGCCGAUGAAAAGAAAUAAAAGAAAUAAAUCUCAGGUAAGAGCGGCAAUCUUCAAAAAUUCCUCGAUCUUGCAUGUCCCCCGUUCUUCGCAAUUGGGUUCGUGAUUGACUACGACGACGGCAGCGACAGCGACAGCGGCAGCGGCGGUGGUGGAAUGAGAUACCAGGACCACGGUAUGCGCUAGAAUCGCAUUGGAAUGAAUCCAACACACCACCCGGCUGAGUCGCUGACCCCGAUGGUUACGGGUCCGGAAAUAGCACAGGGUGUUUGUGUGGUGUCUGGCUUUUUGCGACUCGCGGAAUUUCGUUAAUUGAAAACGCGCGGGGGCGAUUCCCACAGCUGCGUUACGUCGUGUUGGGUUUCCCCAUCCCCAUCCCCAUCCCCAUCAUCGUCGUCGUCGUCGUCAUCCAUAUCAAACCCCGAAUCGCAACCACAAACCACGCUCCAUCCCGCCAAUGAACCCCAAUCAUGCCCAGAGGUAGCCAACAAGCAAAAAAGUAAAAAGAAACCCUCGAAUCCCAAUCACAACCCCCAAUUUGGGCCCCCCCCCCCUCUCCUCCAAUCCGAGCCACAAUAAACCAAAACCAAACCCACCCGCCAAACAACGAAAGCAACACCCCCCCAAAAACCACAAAAACAAGGAAAAUCAUCAAGAACGUACCAUUGUCAAAAACGCAACGCAAAGAGAGCGAGAGCGACAAAAGAGACGGGGAAGAAGAGGAUCCCACAGGAAUUAUAGAUCGGGGGGUCUUUUGUUUUGGUUUCUCUGGGUAUGGAAGAGGUCGUUCCUGUUUUUAUGGAGGAAUUGGAUAUAUAUCGUUUCGGGAAAUUCGGGGGAUGAAAACGCCGCCCCUUUCCAAUUGGACGAAAACAAAAUUAUGUCACGUGGACAUUUGUAGGUCACAUGAUUUACACUUCACCCGUAGAAAAUUGGACGCUCAAUCGCAUAUAAAAAUGGAAAAAUGAAAAGAAAACAAACAAAAGAAAAGGCAGCUAUAGCCCAACCACAGUUACCUCAAAGAGGGGGGGGGGGGAAGAAACUGCAAUUGCAAUUGCAAAGACAAUCAUUAUGAACUUCUACUUUCGUCGUUCUUCAAUUUCCCUUCGUCGGGGUACGUGGGAAUGAGGGUAACUAUGAGGAAGAAAUUUCCUAAAGAAAACCCAUCUCAAAGUCAGGAAUUCCUUUGAGAGGAUAUAAUAUAAUAUGAGA
Messenger RNA from Blastomyces dermatitidis ER-3, 5480 nucleotides. RefSeq lists its product as uncharacterized. The transcript has 2 exons. The record is from RefSeq and is a predicted model, not a curated record. Lineage: Eukaryota; Fungi; Ascomycota; Eurotiomycetes; Onygenales; Ajellomycetaceae. Bases 758 to 1435 code for a protein of 225 amino acids.